This is a messenger RNA of Pyrus x bretschneideri (Chinese white pear), 2437 nucleotides long. Its product is annotated as UPF0481 protein At3g47200-like. The record is from RefSeq and is a predicted model, not a curated record. NCBI's taxonomy places the organism in Eukaryota, Viridiplantae, Streptophyta, Magnoliopsida, Rosales, Rosaceae. The coding region runs from base 619 to 2286 and encodes 555 amino acids. The transcript has a single exon.
GCCUACAUUUUCUUAUUUAUGUAUUUUUUGUUUCUUGAAGAUUUUAGCCUUUUAUGUUUGAAUGGUAGUUGGAAAUUGGAAUUUAUCAGGAAAGGUAGACUAGGUGGUUAUGGAAAGACGUCUUAUUUUAACGUUCAGUAGAAUUUUGUUUAUCUCUUGCAUGUUUUGAGGAACACACAUAUAGCAUUUUUAAUUGAAGCAUAGAGAGUGACCUGUAUGUAGGGGGAGGGCAGCUGGGAUUCUCAAUCCCUGUGAAAAUAUUAGGAUUGGUAUUUUAAUUUGGAUUAACUUGUAUAUGCGGGUAUAUAUGUAUAGAGUCUCACUGUAUAUAAAAAUGACUUACAUAAAAUGUGUACGUUAAGGUAGCACCGUCACAAAUCUAUACGCAUCAACAUGUGAAGAGGUUAAAAUAGGUGGUAACUCGUGAUAUGUAAGGCAUGCCACAAUGGCGUACCAAAGGUGUAUAAACUUUGCCUACCCAAGUCAGUCAUCAAUCAAAUUGAAAGUAUUUCCAGUUUGUGGAUUUUUUUAACCUUCAAUAUUGUUUAAGUUAGUUACUUCCCAUGAUAGUACUGAGAUUGAUUUUCAUAAAUUCCUCCUCAUCUAUUAAAAUCAGAAAUGCCGGGGAAUAAAGUGGAAGAUAGCAGCAAUCAAGCUCCAGAGGACAUAGAAAGCGCCAACGAAGUGGCUUCGAAGAAAGGGAAAGAUAGCAACAAUCAAGCUCCAGAUGACAAAAAAAGCGACGACAUAGUGACUUUGAUGAGAAAGAAAUUGGAUGGCUUGUCACCCCUAUCCCCUCACUGUUGUAUCUACAGAGUUCCUGAGCGACUACGGUGGGUGAAGAGGCCGCUCUACACACCCCAUGUAGUCUCAAUAGGCCCACUCCACCAUUACAGAGAUAAAAUAGAUAACAAAGAUCGCAAAGUCUUGUUAUACAUGGAAGAACACAAACAGAGGUACCUACAACAUUUUCUACGUCGGACUGGGGUAGACUUGGAGGUUUAUGUGAAGAAAAUAAUGGCCCAAGAAGAAAGACUGCGUGGUAGUUAUGAAGGAAGAGCCACUGAGUUUGAGGAUGAUAAAUUUGUAAGUAUCAUUUUGGUUGAUGCCGCCUUCAUCAUUGAGCUUUUAUUGAGGAACUUUAAGCGUUUGGAGGAUGAUAAUGACUGGAUAUUCAAAAAACCAUGGAUGUUGCAAAAUAUAGCGCCUGACAUGAUUUUACUUGAAAAUCAGCUGCCAUUUUUCAUUCUUGAAGUUCUUUUCGCAUUUGUCCCUCCUCAAGAUCUUGUCGCAAAUGAUGGGAGGCCGCGUUCAAUAAUAGAGCUCUCUUGCGAGUUCUUCCAGAAGACGGUGGUGCGUUUAAAGGAGAAUGAAGACACUUUGGCGAAUAAAAUAUCUUCUAGUUCGGAAGUAAAACACUUUGUUGAUUUGAUAAGAACUUUACAUCUACCACCUUUGGAGAGCUCAAAAACUGGAGGGCCCACAUCUUGUUGUAGUCCUAAGGUUAAACACUUAUGCGAUCGUAUAAGAAGAUUUCUACCAACUAAGAAGUCACGAACGGAGAGGCCUCUAAAUACACCAUGCGCUAAGAAACCUCACCAGGCUGGAGUCAAGUUUCAGGUCAGUGAGAGCUCACAAACUGGAGGGCCCACAUCUUGUUGUAGUCCUAAGGUUAAACACUUAUGCGAUCGUAUAAGAAGAUUUCUACCAACUAAGAAGUCACGAACGGAGAGGCCUCUAAAUACACCAUGCGCUAAGAAACUACACCAGGCUGGAGUCAAGUUUCAGGUCAGUGAGAGCAAAAAUUUGUUUGAUAUAUCAUUCAAUAUUAAUAAGGGUAUUCUGGAAAUUCCACAACUAGAAAUACACGAUUACACGGAGCUUACACUCAGAAAUCUCCUUGCAUUUGAACAAUGCCAUUGCAUGGAGAAUCACAUUAGUGAUUAUCUUCGCAUCAUGGAUGGUUUUGUAAACACCCCAAUGGAUGUACAUCUCCUUGUUGAGUCUGGAAUUUUUGUGAAUACGCUCGGCGACAACAAUAAGGUUUCUGAUCUGAUUAACAAACUUUGCACUGGGGUUUCUUGGAACAACGAAAGCUACUACUUUGCUGCUCGUUCUGAGGACCUAAACAACUACUGCCGACAGGUAUGGAACCAAUCGAAAGCAAGCUUGAAACGAAAGUAUUUCAACACACCCUUGGCAGUGAUUUCUGUCAUUGCAGCUGGUUUUCUCAUCUUAUUCACAAUCAUACAAACAGUGUGUUCUCUUAUCUCUGUCAUUAACUAAGUAUCAAUCCUUAAUUCGCCAAUUUCUCCCUAUCCUUUACGUAGUAUUUGCUUGUUGUAUUUGUUUGUCUAGUUUGUCCGUAGUGAGAUUCAUCUGUGUUGUAGGCAUUUGUAAACCCUGUUGCUAAUAAGAGCUGUACGGUUUGUGCUUA